AUCCACCUCGCCCGCCCGUUUGCCCGAGUGACUCUCAUUGCUUCCGUAACGGCUUCACCCAGUGUGUAACUGGACACAUAAUUAUUUUUACGGGUGAAUAUUUUGCAGAAUUUACGUAUCAUCGGUUCAAUCAGGCGGAAAAAUGGCAGAGGAGAAAACGGAGUUUGAUUGGGGAAAUGAAAAAUUACAACGUGCUCAAAAGACUGUUGACGAGUUGCCAUAUGACUUGGAAGCAUGGAGUAUUCUCAUCAGAGAAGCACAAAACAGACCGAUCACGGAAGUGAGGCCAGUGUUUGAGAAACUUGUUUCUGUAUUUCCCUCCGCUGGACGUUAUUGGAAAAUUUACAUAGAACAAGAGAUGAAAAUGCGCAACUUUGAAAAGGUGGAAAAGCUUUUCCAAAGGUGUCUCAUCAAAAUAUUAAAUAUUGAAUUAUGGAAACUGUAUCUUUCUUAUGUCAAAGAAACCAAAGCGAGUUUAGCUACAUAUAAAGAAAAAAUGGCGCAAGCGUACGAUUUUGCAUUAGAUAAAAUCGGGAUGGACAUACAUUCCUACAGCAUUUGGAAUGAUUACGUAAUGUUUUUGAAGAGUGUAGAAGCAGUCGGAUCGUACGCUGAAAAUCAGAAGAUCAGUGCUGUACGAAAGGUGUAUCAACGAGGCGUCAUUAAUCCUAUGAUAAACAUGGAACAACUAUGGAAGGACUACAUGGCAUUCGAACAGAACAUUAACCCAAUAAUCGCAGAAAAAAUGGCUAUCGAACGAUCUAGGGACUAUAUGAAUGCAAGACGCGUCGCGAAAGAGUUAGAAGCGGUUACAAGAGGUCUGAAUCGAAGUGCACCCAGCAUUCCCCCAACUGGUCACCCCGAAGAAGUCAAACAGGUCGAACUAUGGAAGAAAUAUAUCGCAUGGGAACGCAGCAAUCCUCUAAGAACGGAGGACACAUCACUCGUCGCCCGCCGAGUCAUGUUCGCGAUCGAGCAAUGUCUGUUAUGUUUGGGUCACCAUCCUGCUGUAUGGCACCAAGCGGCACACUUCCUAGAGUUGAGUUCCAAGAUAUUGACGGAGAAAGGUGACGUAAAUGCAGCUAAGAAUCUUAGUGACGAAGCUGCCACAAUGUUUGAGAGGGCGACGAACACAUUAUUGUCGAAGAACAUGUUACUGUACUUUGCGCACGCGGACUUCGAGGAGGGUAGAGUGAAAUACGAGAAAGUACAUCAGAUAUAUCAAAAAUUCCUUGAUAUACUUGACAUAGAUCCUACUUUGGCGUACGUACAGUACAUGAAAUUUGCGAGAAGAGCCGAAGGAAUCAAGUCUGCGAGGACGGUGUUCAAACGAGCGCGAGAGGAUACGAGAUGUAAACAUCACGUUUAUGUCGCCGCGGCGUUAAUGGAGUAUUACUGUACCAAGGAUAAAAAUAUAGCCUUCCGUAUCUUUGAGUUGGGUCUAAAGAAAUUUGGAGAUAAUCCUGAUUAUAUUCUUUGUUACAUAGAUUACUUGUCACAUUUAAAUGAGGAUAACAAUACGAGGGUCCUAUUCGAGAGGGUAUUGUCUUCCGGCAGUUUGGAGCCAGAAAAAUCUGUAGAUAUAUGGAAUCGUUUCUUGGAAUUUGAAUCUAACAUCGGUGAUCUCGCUAGCAUUGUCAAAGUUGAAAAGAGACGAAGUGCUGUAUUGGAGAAGAUUAAAGAAUUUGAAGGCAAAGAGACAGCCGCGUUGGUGGACAGAUACAAGUUUCUGGACUUGUAUCCGUGUACUCCUAUGGAGUUGAGAUCAAUCGGAUAUAUGGAAGUAUCUAGCGUUGUUAAAACCUCCAUCGGUGCUAUACCGCGCGUACCGGAUCCUGAAGAAGCAAUUGCAGCUCUUCCUAGACCCGAUUUGUCGCAAAUGAUCCCGUACAAGCCGAAAGUGAAUCCAUUGCCCGGUGAACAUCCAGUGCAAGGCGGCUCGUUUCCCUUGCCACCGGCUGCGGCUCAAUUGUGCACCAUGUUGCCGCCACCCGGUUGUUUUAGGGGUCCGUUCGUUGCGGUUGAUUUACUGAUGGAUGUCUUUAGCAGAAUUCAAUUGCCUGAUCACGCUCCAUUGCCGGUGGCAGAUAACGGAUGCGAUACAAAACUGUUCGACCUCGCGAAAUCUGUACAUUGGAUCGUCGACGAGAGUAACGACGGUGUGAGCAUCGGAUCGAAACGUAAACGAACGCGUUUAGGUGGCGACGACAGCGAGGAGGAGGACCUACCGCCUCCGCCAGUGAACGACAUUUAUCGCCAAAGGCAGCAGAAGCGAGUCAAAUGAAUGAGAGAAACGCGCGUCAAGUAAGUGACGCACGGUGUACGAGCCAUCUAUACGCAUGACGAUGCAUUUGACGUGUGUAUAUUUUUCCAUAUGAUUUGGAGUUUUGCGCGACCAUUAAUGCGCUGGUUGUUGAAACGAACGGACCGAGAUUGUACUCAUUAUUGCGAGAUUGUACAUUUCGUACUGCGUGUGUUAUGUAUGUACAGUUGUUAGAUUCUUUAUGUGACACUAUGCACGGUACAUCGAGUACUAUGUACUCAGGAUCCAUAUCUUCAUGUAUCUACAUUUCGAUCUUCUAUCCAUGCCAUUGCUUAUAUAUAGAUAAAGUUUAAGAAUAAUUUGAUGGAGACGACAAUGAAUUAUAUCCAUUUAAUCUGGUUUAGUAUUUCUCACCAUUAAAUCAGUAGUGAUACAAAAAUAAAUACACGCGCACACGCGCGCGCGCGCAUAGAUGCGUAUAUGUAUGUGUACGUGUAUGUAAAUGAGAUUUAUAUUAAGUAAUGUAUAUUAUUUUUUAAAUAAGUUACAUAUAUAUAUAUAUAUAUAUAUAUUGAUUUAUAUACACAAUACGAAGAAGUAUACUGCCCUCUGAUCAUAUAAAUUUCUGUGAUUCGUGUGAACUAUGAGAGUAAUUGAUACAAUUUUGUGCAGUUUUGAAAUUGAUAUUGCUGAAAGGCUAUAAUAGAAGUGACUUAAAUCUAUCACUGUAUAAGAUGAUUUUGCUGUAUACACAAAUUCUGAUGUAACUAUAGUCGAAAUCGCAUUAAUAUUUUUGCUUCGCGGAGAUCGCUAGUACAGCAUUCAUUUAAAUAUGUGUAACUUAUCGUACAGGACCAAUAAACGAUUAAUGUGAUAUUGCAUUAUUU
This is a messenger RNA of Ooceraea biroi (clonal raider ant), 3150 nucleotides long. RefSeq names its product cleavage stimulation factor subunit su(f) (gene su(f)). Gene Ontology annotation, molecular function: mRNA binding; protein binding. The record is from RefSeq and is a predicted model, not a curated record. Lineage: Eukaryota; Metazoa; Arthropoda; Insecta; Hymenoptera; Formicidae. Gene Ontology annotation, biological process: mRNA 3'-end processing. Gene Ontology annotation, cellular component: nucleus.